Molecule: messenger RNA, 959 nt
Organism: Cicer arietinum (chickpea)
Lineage: Eukaryota; Viridiplantae; Streptophyta; Magnoliopsida; Fabales; Fabaceae
Product: agamous-like MADS-box protein MADS9
Biological process (GO): positive regulation of transcription by RNA polymerase II
Cellular component (GO): nucleus
Molecular function (GO): protein dimerization activity; RNA polymerase II transcription regulatory region sequence-specific DNA binding; DNA-binding transcription factor activity
Source: RefSeq, a predicted model, not a curated record
UACCAAUGUUAUUGUCACUUUUAUCUUAGUAGCCUCAAUAAGUUUCCAACCUAUUUUUCUUCAUCAACAACAAACUUGAGAGAUCUAGACUCUAGAGAGAGAAAUAUGGGAAGAGGUAAGAUUGAGAUCAAGAGGAUUGAGAACUCAAGCAAUAGACAAGUUACUUAUUCAAAGAGAAAAAAUGGUAUUCUAAAGAAAGCAAAGGAAAUCACUGUUCUAUGUGAUGCUAAAGUUUCUCUUAUCAUCUUUGCUGCUUCUGGAAAGAUGCAUGAUUACAUAAGCCCUUCUACCACGUUGAUUGACAUACUGGAGAGAUACCAUAAAACAUCUGGGAAAAGGCUUUGGGAUGCCAAGCAUGAGAACCUAAGCAACGAAAUUGAGAGACUCAAGAAAGAGAAUGAUGGCAUGCAAGUUGAGCUAAGGCACUUGAAGGGAGAGGAUAUAAACUCACUCCACUACAAGGAGUUGAUGAGCUUAGAGGAUGCCUUAGAAAAUGGUCUCCUUACUAUCCGGGAGAAACAGAUGGAAGUAUACAGGAUGAUUAGGAGAAACGACAAGAUCUUGGAGGAGGAGAAUAGGGAACUUAAUUUUAUCCUGCAGCAACGUAUGGCAGUGGAAGGUGCAAGAGAAGUGGAAAAUGGAUUUAAUCAAAGUGGAAGGGAUUUCAAUUCUCAAAUGCCAUUUUCCUAUCGUGUUCAACCUAUGCAGCCAAAUCUUCACGAAAGGAUCUAGAUAAAUAUUUGUUGUUGAAUGAAUGUGAUUUAUAUUCCACACCCAAAUUCAAGAUAUUUCCUUAAUUUGCAUUUUUACAAUCGUGUGUAAAAACUUAUAUUAAGUAUAUACUAUGUUGAUUUGUUUGUGAUGAUUAUUGUAAUAAAUUAAGAAGCUGAAACUGCAAGCUUUGUGAGGUUAUGAAAUAUAUGUGACAUGACCUAUAGUGUGGCUGGAUUGGACUGGAA